CGCCGCCGCGUUUGCAUCGCGUCGUCGUCCUCCUGGCACACUUUCCUUGCCAGCCAUAUCCUAUCUCUGCAUUGUCUAUGUCCCCCGUGUCGCUCGUGUGGUUUGUCUCGCAUGCUCACUCGUUCACUAUCACACAUCUGACCGCGUUUGGUUCAUCUCCUGCUCGCCCACUCAGCAGCUCUUGCUCGCCCAGGCAUCAGAUCUUGCUGACUCGCAUCCUUGCCUCGCCCGCGCUUGCCGCCCUCUUGCUGGUUCAAACGUUCACUUGCCAUUGGUAUCUCGCCUGCUCUUGCCUGCCCGCUCCCUUAUGAACCUUCCGUCAGCUUAUUCAUAUGCUAGCUCGCUCGCCAGCGCCCGCCGUCCGCUCAUUUGCCAUCUGACUCGCCACCUCAAUGUCCCCCUCGUCUGCCACCUUGCUUGUCCGCCCUCGCGUUUGCCAUGCCCCGCUGAACCGUGUCCUAUCUGCUGUUGACCGUGCCCGCCAUUUCGUUCGCCCGUUAUCUUGUCAUCCCUCCUGCCCGCCGUCUCGCACCCGCCGACUUGCCCUCUCGUGCCUGCGCAUUUGCUUUCUCGCGCCCGCCCAGCGCCCACUGUCUUUUCGUGCCCGCCCACUGUCUGUUCGUGCCCGCCCACUGUCUUUUCGCG
This is a messenger RNA of Fomitopsis serialis, 645 nucleotides long. RefSeq lists its product as uncharacterized. The transcript has a single exon. Lineage: Eukaryota; Fungi; Basidiomycota; Agaricomycetes; Polyporales; Fomitopsidaceae. The coding region runs from base 78 to 311 and encodes 77 amino acids. The record is from RefSeq and is a predicted model, not a curated record.